Messenger RNA from Paramormyrops kingsleyae, 1650 nucleotides. RefSeq names its product creatine kinase, muscle b (gene ckmb). Lineage: Eukaryota; Metazoa; Chordata; Actinopteri; Osteoglossiformes; Mormyridae. The record is from RefSeq and is a predicted model, not a curated record. Gene Ontology annotation, biological process: phosphocreatine biosynthetic process. Gene Ontology annotation, molecular function: creatine kinase activity.
GCAAGCAGAAGCUCUUUGGCCAAUAGAUACAAGUUAUCUGGGUAUAUAAACCCGAGUUGAACUCCUUCAUAGUUGGGCGACCCCUACAUUGGCUUUGGUGAACAGGAUCUGAUCCCAAGGACUGUUACAGCUUUCUUUUCUCCCUCGAAGAUCAAGUCAAAAACGCAACGAUGACGAAGAACAAGCACAACGACUACAAAUUGCAGUUCACCACGGACGAGGAGUUCCCUGACUUGACAGUGCACAACAACCACAUGUCCAAGGCCAUAACCAGGGAAAUAUAUGACAAGCUGAGGAGCAAGUCAACACCCAGCGGAUUCACCCUGGAUGACUGCAUCCAGACUGGUGUGGACAACCCAGGUCACCCGUUCAUUAUGACCGUGGGCUGCAUUGCUGGUGAUGAGGAGUCUUAUGACGUCUUUAAGGAUUUGUUUGACCCAAUCAUCUCCGACCGUCAUGGUGGCUACAAGCCCACAGACAAGCACAAGACUGACCUGAACUUUGAGAACCUAAAGGGCGGUGAUGACCUGGACCCCAACUACGUUCUCAGCAGUCGUGUGCGCACUGGCCGCAGCAUCAAGGGGUUUACCCUCCCCCCCCACAACAGCCGCGGCGAGCGCAGGGCUAUUGAGAAGCUAUCUAUCGAGGCCCUGAACAGCUUGGAUGGAGAGUUCAAAGGCAAAUACUACCCCCUGAAGGACAUGUCUGAUAAGGAGCAGGAGCAGCUCAUUGCAGACCACUUCCUGUUUGACAAGCCGGUCUCUCCCCUGUUGUUGGCCGCUGGUAUGGCACGUGACUGGCCAGACGCAAGAGGCAUCUGGCACAAUGAUGGAAAGACCUUCCUGGUCUGGGUGAACGAGGAAGACCACCUGCGUGUCAUUUCCAUGCAGAAAGGAGGCAACAUGAAAGAGGUCUUCAGGCGCUUCUGCGUCGGGCUCCAGAGGAUUGAGGAGAUCUUCAAGAAGCACAACCAUGGCUUCAUGUGGAACGAGCACAUUGGCUACGUGCUGACCUGCCCCUCCAACUUGGGCACCGGGCUGCGUGGCGGCGUGCACGUCAAGCUGCCCAAGCUGAGCACACACGCCAAGUUCGAGGAGAUCCUCACCAGGCUGCGUCUGCAGAAGCGUGGCACAGGUGGUGUGGACACGGCUUCCGUGGGCGGCAUCUUUGAUAUCUCUAAUGCUGACCGCCUGGGCUCCUCUGAGGUCUAUCAAGUCCAGUUGGUGGUCGAUGGUGUGAAGCUGAUGGUCGAGAUGGAGAAGAAGCUGGAGAAAGGAGGCACCAUUGACGAUAUGAUCCCUGCCCAGAAGUAAAGUGAGAAUCGUGGUUUUUUUAAUACAUUAUUGAACAAGUAACCAUGCCAACCAACGUGUGGACGAGUAAAAAAAAAAAAAAAAUGCUGCGUUGCUCUGACUUGUCCAGAGACUCUUGACUCUGCUUACCUUCUUCAUCAGGUUUUCUUUCCAUCAUUCUUUCAUUUACCUAUCCUUUCUCCCACUUUUCAUUUUCCACUGUUUUCGCCAACUCAAUUGUAACAUCCUGGGAUCAAACUGCCACAUUGCUAGUUGCUUUGUGGUUUCACCUUAAUCAUGACCUUUGGCUGUACAAAUUAUUUGAUUCAAUAAAUUGAGCCCCAUGUAACAAUCAGGA